CGUGGCUACAUUGCAGUGUACUCUCCCACAGCGUUCACCACCAACAGUCAGUUGGCCGCUGCUCGACCCGCCAUUGGCUCGAUUUGGCUGAGCCAGAUUUCAACGUCGACAGCUCGCAGUCUUCCACCUUUGCCUAUUUCACCAUCGCCUCGCAUCCUCCCAAGUCCACCGGCAAUACGCCCUGCCACGCUGCGCAAUAAUUCCAUCUGUCGAAUUAAUCUACUCUCUACCGCGUCGCUCAAUUGACUGACCACGCCUCGACCGCCGCUCUCUCCCUCCUUCCCACAGCGCAAGCAUGACCUCACGGCCCCGACGUUCGGCUGCUACAAAGGCCAGCGAGAACAUCUCGGAGCAAACAAAAUGGCAAGAUAAUGCUGAGCGCAGCACAUCUUCACGACGCUCUGGACGUGGCAGCGCUCGAUUCGACGAGGACGAAGACGACGAUUCUAUAACUGUGCGAAUGCCUUCUGGGCGACAAGCUGCGCGAAGCAGCAGCCGUCGAUCGGAUGUCAGCGAAGUCAGAGCUGGCACGCGAAACCGUGGUACAAAGAAGAACUACGUUGUCGAUUCGAGCCCGGACGAUGAAGAAGAGGACGAAGAAGAUGAAGACGAGGAGCUAGAUGAGGACGGCGAAGGCGACGACAACGACGCCAUGGAAGAUGUGGACGCAGAGGGCGACGAAGACGAGGAUGCCGAAGGUGAUACGCCUAUGGAUUCGGACACAGCUAUCCGCGUAGCUAGACCGCCACCACCGCGAAGUGCCGCUAGGGCUGCUGCUUCCAAGAUGGUUGUCGAUGAUGACGAUGAUGACGAGGACGAGGACGAAGAGCUGAGCGAUGCCGAUAGCAACAUGGCUGAUGGCACUAUGGGCUUUGACAACACCAUGGGUGAUGAGACCAUGGGCGGCGGCGAUGACGAUGAAGAAGAGGAGGAUGAAGAGGACGAAGAUGCCGAAGGGGACGAUCAAGAUGCAGAGGGCGAGGCUGAAGGCGAUGGCGACGAAGACGAUGGCGAUGGCCUUAGCAGCGAUGAGGACGGUGUCGGCACACCAAACCUGGCCAAGAUGACCAAGAGACAGCGUGCUCGCUUUGAGGAUGAGCCGCAAGAGUACAUGAAGCUCUCUGACGAGGUUCAAGUUAAGAAGCACUUUACAGCUGAGGAAUUGUCAAUGCGCAGGCAGGAAAUGGCCCGUCGUCGACGCAACCUUAGCGAGAAGCGCAAUGAAGAAGUCAAGGUAUGUUUUGCACUCUGGCCCAGCCAGCUCUCUACUAACAUGGCGCAGAUGGAAACCAUCAACAAGCUGCUCAAGAAACAGGCUCGUAAGAUUAGCAAAAAGGCGCUAGACGACUCGCUAGAGGGAUCAAACAAGCCCAAGCCCACGCUCAUCCGAUGGGUCAGCACUAAGGAUGGCAGCCGAGUGGCGGCAUCCAACGAGAUCAUGGAGGGCCCUGCAGGAACCGUUUUUGGAGAGUACAAGCCUGCUGCGUCACCGAGCAAAAUGGUAGAAGAGGUGGCGUAGGGCGGACUUGCUUGCAUGAAGUCCCGGGGAGUUUUACGGCGUUUGUGGGAUAACACUGGUCUAUUUUGAGCACAGGGAAUAAUUAUAGAAACACACCACUGUUCUUUGAUGCCACACCGAUCUGCGAUUGUUUUCUCUUUCAUACUAGUAUUUAACCCUCACUUCUUUUUUCUCAUGCACAAGAGGAACAGCGCAGACCUGAAAGGCAACUCACGUGCGUUUGCAUCGCUGCCGGCGCGUCGUGAUGUAUUCCGCGGGCCGUCCAUCUGUGCUUCCCGCGCCUUCCCCCCCUAUGUUCAGCUGGCGAGAUAAAAGAAAAAAAACAAGACCAAAAUAGCCUCAAUUGACUCUUCUCUUUGCAAUUGCUUUUAAAACACAAAACAACAAAGACCACAAGGUGAAAGGGAUCCCCCGUUUGGUGGCGCGACACCGCAGCCCGCAAGCAAGCAACGGGCG
This is a messenger RNA of [Torrubiella] hemipterigena, 1975 nucleotides long. The record is from the annotation of a GenBank genome assembly. Lineage: Eukaryota; Fungi; Ascomycota; Sordariomycetes; Hypocreales; Clavicipitaceae.